AUGCCUGAAACGUAUGCCUCACGGGCGCUCGGGCCACCACCGCGUUACGUUCGCUCGACUGCCCGCCAGCUUGCCUUCUCCAUCCACUCUACCGGGGAGUAUGUCGCUUCAGAUUACACGCAGAGCGGCAAAUCUAGUUUCACGGUGAUAUCCAUGUAUCUUCCUCCGCCCACUUACACUUUCACUAUACCGUCGGUCUACGACGGGAUACAACUGGACUGUCGUCUCCAUGUUCCCCGCGAACUGAGUGAGCCUGAAGGUACACGCCGGGGCCCAAUAUGCGGAGCUAUAGUUGCCCAUCCUUAUGCCACGCUAGGCGGAUGCUACGAUGACCCGGUCGUGAACUUCGUCGGAAGCGAACUCCUAGAAGCUGGCUACGUGGUGGGGACGUUUAAUUUCCGGGGUGCUGGGGACUCGGAAGGCAGCACAAGUUGGACUGCACGGCCUGAGCUGGCUGACUAUGUCUCCUUCUACGGGUUCAUGCUGUGGUAUUUACAGCUUCUAAGAACGCGACUCGGUUCAUCAGAUCCGGGGUCAGAAGGCGGACCUGCGAAUGUCCGACUUAUAUUAGCUGGUUACUCUUAUGGGUCUAUGAUCGCAUCACAUCUUCCGGCACUUGAUGUCGUUGCAGACCUUUUUGCAAAUAGCACCGACGGGUCUGCUGCAUAUCGGAUUCGCCGAGAAGCAGAGAGGAUUUCCGCGCCAUCGUCAGAUGUUCAGGAAACACAAGGCCGACCACCGGCAUUUUGGGAGGCUUUGAAUCCCAAUUGUAUUUCGAGCGCGACGAUCUGCUAUCUUCUAGUCUCACCUCUUCUGCCCCCGAUUAAUAUGUUCUUGACACUGUUUUCAAAGUUGUCGCUAAAUGUUGGGACACACACUGCCGCUCAGGGCAGACAUAUCCCAUGUCCCAAACCGACCGACCAGCUCCGUGCACACCCCACCCUGGCCAUUUAUGGUAGCCAAGAUACCUUCACAUCCGCCCAUAAACUGCGCCAAUGGUCGCAAGAGCUUGCUCUGACACCCGGCAGUCAGUUCCAAUCGGCCGAAAUCGGCGGGGCUGGACACUUCUGGCGGGAGCAUGGUGCGGAGUCUGAGGCCAGAGCUAGCAUCAAGGAGUGGUUGCGUCAGAUACCUUGA
Messenger RNA from Aspergillus melleus, 1137 nucleotides. RefSeq lists its product as uncharacterized. The record is from RefSeq and is a predicted model, not a curated record. The transcript is spliced from 2 exons. Lineage: Eukaryota; Fungi; Ascomycota; Eurotiomycetes; Eurotiales; Aspergillaceae. The coding region runs from base 1 to 1137 and encodes 378 amino acids.